Molecule: messenger RNA, 972 nt
Organism: Carya illinoinensis
Lineage: Eukaryota; Viridiplantae; Streptophyta; Magnoliopsida; Fagales; Juglandaceae
Exons: 1
Coding region: 1-972 (323 amino acids)
Molecular function (GO): catalytic activity
Source: RefSeq, a predicted model, not a curated record
AUGAUUUGUAUGAGCUGGAACUAUCGAGGGCUUGGGAACCCUCGCACAGUUCAUGAACUCCACCUUCUGGUGAAGACUAAGCAGCUCAACUUGGUUUUUCUCUCUGAAACCAAGUGUGAUAGUGUGAAAAUGGAAAGAGUUAAACUAAAACUGGGACUCGAGAAUUGCUUCUGUGUGGACAGUAGAGGGAGGAGUGGAGGCUUGGCCCUUCUAUGGGAUAACCACUUGGAUGCUGAGAUCAAGAACUACACUAACUGGCAUAUCUCAGUGUUGAUAAAACUUCCCAAUGAACCUACAAAAUGGCAAGUAAUAGGCUUCUAUGGCCAUCCAGUUACAGCUAAAAGACAUGAAAGCUGGGAACUACUAAAGGCCCUUAAGCCAAGCUCAAGUACUCCUUGGAUGUGCCUUGGUAAUUUCAACAAAAUCACCCACCAUAGGGAGAAGUAUGGGGCUUCUAACAGACCAUAUGGGCAGAUGGUGAAGUUCAGGGAGACUCUCAGUUUCUGCAAUCUUUUUGACUUGGGGUUUAGUGGUAGCAGAUUCACUUGGACCAACAACAGGGAAGGCAGACACUUCACAAAGGAAAGACUCGACAGGGCCUGUGGCAAUAGCAAGUGGAUCAACCUAUUUGGAAACUUCACUGUAACUCAUUUGGAUUGUUCUCAAUCUGAUCACAGCCCCAUAAUAGUCCAGAAAACAAGCCAAUUCCCUACUAGAAAGAGGAACAAAAUUUUUAGAUUCGAAUCAGCCUGGACUAGACAGGAAAUGUGUGAGGAAAUCAUCAAAAAAGUCUGGCAACCCUCCACCAGAUCCCCUAACAACCUGAUCAGCACCAUAAAAGGACUUACCUGUUGUCAAAAGGAACUGAAAUCAUGGAGCAGAACCACCUCUAGGGGCCAAGGAACUCUUAUAAAAGAGAAGAGUGAGGUACUGAACCAACUAAAGAGAGAUAACAAGGGGGAUCUUCAAUAG